Molecule: messenger RNA, 858 nt
Organism: Caenorhabditis briggsae
Lineage: Eukaryota; Metazoa; Nematoda; Chromadorea; Rhabditida; Rhabditidae
Gene: Cbr-twk-10
Product: Protein CBR-TWK-10
Exons: 7
Coding region: 1-858 (285 amino acids)
Biological process (GO): stabilization of membrane potential; potassium ion transmembrane transport
Cellular component (GO): membrane
Molecular function (GO): potassium ion leak channel activity
Source: RefSeq, a predicted model, not a curated record
AUGGCUCGAAAAGCUGGAGGACUUGCUGCUAUCAUGUCUGGGCAACCAGUGGUAGUAGUGAAGAAAAGAAGUGUAUUCUGGAGGCUUCGUCACUUAACAAGACAAGGUGGACUUCAUGUCGGGUUGAUUCUUGUUUGUAUACUGUAUGUGCAUGUGGGAGCCUUAUUCUUCAUGUAUAUUGAAAGUCCAGAAGAGGAACGAAUUCAUCGAAAAGUUUCAAAGAAAUUCGACAGUUUACGACACGAAUUUUUGAUGGAUAUUGAGCGGGUAAAACUGGAGGAUGCACCAGAUGAAUGGAGAGUUAAUGCCUCUGUUUCUCGGUUAAUCGACGACUACUCCAAACACAUUUUUCUACUUUUCAAGGAUCCGGUAGCUGCAAAUAUGUUUGACUGUCUUUUUUAUUCUCGAGCCAACUACACUCCCCUCUGGACAACUGAUUCUUCUCUUCUCUUCACUGCCACAACUAUCAUUCCUGUUGGAUAUGGAUACAUUGCUCCGUUGACAUCAACUGGAAGACUUGUUCUCUGUAUAUAUGCUGCCUGCGGAAUCCCUCUCGCUCUUGUCAUGAUGUCAGAUGUUGGAAAGUUUUUUGCCGAUGCUUUCGUCAAGUUUUUUCACGAGAAUAUCACUGCGUUUAUGGUGGUUCUGUUGUUUCUUCUGGUUGCGUACUCGUUGAUAGGAGGAAUCGCUUAUUCAAAUGUGACAGGAGUAUCAAUGAUAGAAGGAAUAUAUUUCAGUACUAUCACUAUUUUUACGAUAGGAUAUGGAGAUAUCAGUCCCGCUGUUCCAAUCUACGUAAUCAUAAUCUUCAUCGUUUUUGGUGUGGCUCUGGUAACCAUUGCUAGUGAGUUAACUUAA